CACGCGAUCAGUUGCCCGUGCUAAGUAAAACGUGCUCGGCAACAAGUUGCUUUUUGUUCUAAGUUAUCCCACAAAGUUCGCGACGCAGGAGGUCUAGAACUACUUGACUGGAACCAAUUCGAAAGAUUUGGACUGUCCAUCUUCAAGUGAUUUUGUGUGCGUUGAAGCUUCGCAGCCAAGUUAGCUUAGCUUAGCUUGCGAACAAAGAACAACGUGAACAUCAAGUUGGAGUCUCCUCAUGUGUGCAAAAUGCGUGCAAGAAGGUCGCCAGCGGCAAAGUUCGAGGCGGAACUUUGUGCCGCAAAAGCUCAGCGUCGACAUCAGCUCUCGACUGCUUGCAAAAUGCAAGUAAAAGUUGUUCUUCGCAGACUAGCAGUUGAAGACGUCCCAUCCAUUUUGAGUGGAAAGACCUCCCAUGCACUUCAAAUGGAUCGGAUGUCAACUGGUUUCAGCAAAUAUCUUGGUCCUGAUGCUCAACAGCUAAAGAGAGAAGUACAACAUCCAAUCAGAAAGGAGGAGGUAGCGCUGCCAUACGUUAAAGAGGAGGAUGAUAUCACCAUGUCGAGUGGUGAGCCCUCGAAUGGCGAGGAUGGUCCGAGUGAAGUUAGCAGAGGGACGGAGCCUCAAAGCGGCAGCAGCAGCUCAACAAAAGGACACAUUUUCAUUGCACCGUCAGAUAGAAAAGGCACCACGUCACAUUCCCCUUACAAAGAUGGUGGUCAGAAGAAAUCUCACGGUGACGGCCAACUCUGCAAAUGCUCUCAGUGUGGGAAAACCUUUCCUAAUAACUAUGCUUGUCGUAAGCAUAUGAGGAGCCACACUGACGAAAAACCUUUUGUCUGCUCAGUUUGUGGUCAAAAAUUCAGUCGAAAGGGUGGCUUAAACGAACACACAAGAACCCACACUGGUGAAAAACCUUUUUCCUGCUCAGUUUGUGGUCAAAAAUUCACUCAGAAGAGAAACUUAAUAAGUCACGCUAGAACCCACACUGGUGAAAAACCUUUUUCCUGCUCAGUUUGUGGAAAAAGAUUCACUCAGAAGGGCACCUUAAACACACACACAAGAACCCACACUGGUGAAAAACCUUUUUCCUGCUCAGUUUGUGGUCACAGUUUCACUAACAAGAGAAACUUAGAAACACACACGAGAACCCACACCGGUGAAAAACCUUUUUCCUGCUCAGUUUGUGGUCAGGGAUUCACUUCAAAGAAAAUGUUAAAAAUACACUCAAUAACCCACACUGGAGAAAAACCUUUUGCCUGCUUAGAUUGUGGUAAAAAAUUCAUUAGCAAACACAUCUUAGAAAGUCACACUAGAACUCACACUGGUGAGAAACCUUUUUCCUGCUCAGUUUGUGGUCAAAGAUUCACUGAAAAACAAAGCUCAAAAAUACACUUGAGAACCCACACCGGUGAAAAACCUUUUUCCUGCUCAAUUUGUGGUCAGGGAUUCACUUCAAAGCAAAGCUUAAAAAGACACUCAAGAACCCACACCGGAGAAAAACCUUUUGCCUGCUCAGAUUGUGGUCAAAAAUUUAGUCGCAAGAACGACUUAAAAAAUCACACUCGAACACACACUGGUGAAAAACCUUUUUCCUGCUCAGUUUGUGAAAAAAGAUUCACUCAGAAGCGCGCCUUAAACACACACACAAGAACCCACACUGGUGAAAAACCUUUUUCCUGCUCAGUUUGUGGUCAAGUAUUCAAAUUCACCACUGCAAAGUACAUACAAGAACCCACCCUGGUGAAAAACCUUUUUCCUGCUCAUUUUGUGGUCAGGGAUUCACUUCAAAGCAAAUCUUAAAAAGACACUCAAGAACCCACACCGGAGAAAAACCUUUUGCCUGCUCAGAUUGUGGUAAAAAAUUCAGUCAAAAGAACGGCUUAAAAAUUCACACUAGAACCCACACCGGAGAAAAACCUUUUGCCUGCUCAG
This is a messenger RNA of Corythoichthys intestinalis (scribbled pipefish), 1935 nucleotides long. RefSeq names its product gastrula zinc finger protein XlCGF26.1-like. Lineage: Eukaryota; Metazoa; Chordata; Actinopteri; Syngnathiformes; Syngnathidae. Bases 250 to 1803 code for a protein of 517 amino acids. Gene Ontology annotation, molecular function: DNA-binding transcription factor activity; RNA polymerase II cis-regulatory region sequence-specific DNA binding. The record is from RefSeq and is a predicted model, not a curated record. The transcript has 3 exons. Gene Ontology annotation, biological process: regulation of transcription by RNA polymerase II.